Messenger RNA from Folsomia candida, 1089 nucleotides. Its product is annotated as dnaJ homolog subfamily B member 9. The coding region runs from base 275 to 925 and encodes 216 amino acids. The transcript has 5 exons. The record is from RefSeq and is a predicted model, not a curated record. NCBI's taxonomy places the organism in Eukaryota, Metazoa, Arthropoda, Collembola, Entomobryomorpha, Isotomidae.
UUGAUGAGACCGGGAAUAUUUUUGGGUUGAAUAAUAUAAAUGUAAAUUUGAGGGGUAGAAUUUUUCUAAAUUUUACAAUCAUUUUAAAAUACAAAUUUUAGAAACUUAAGGAGACAGUGGUGCUUUCGAAGCAAUGCUUUAAAAGUGAUUUUAUUCAUAAACCACCAAAGUGAUUCUAGUCAAUUGUAUAGACAAUAUUGAAUAAUAUAUUCAAUAUUUAUGUUUUACACGUUUAAUCAAUGUUGAAAGAUAAGUUGAGGGGGUCAGGGUUAUCAUGUUCAGGUUUACACCGAUACGACUUCCACUAGGGCUUAAAGAUCACUUGGUGAAACGGAAGAUCCACAGGAAGAAUAGUUACUACGAUCUACUCGGCGUCACUCCACGAGCUUCUCAGGCCGACAUCAAGAAAGCGUUUUACGAAUUAUCAAUGAAAUGUCAUCCGGACAAAACGAAGGGAGAUGAUACCAAAUUCAGAGAGAUAAGUACAGCGUACGAGGUCCUAGGAAAUUUAAAACUGCGCAAAAUGUAUGACAAAGGUUAUUUACCGGUGGGGACGUCUGGAUCAACAUACCAAAAUAUCAGAGAUGACCCGACCAGAGAACCCGUGACGGAUUUCGGUGAACAUUUUCGUCAAGAGAGAUCUGAGCGAAAACAAGGACAACCUCCACCAAGUGGUCGUAGUGCUGCUUACGACUAUGACGAGUGGACCCGGAUGCAUUAUUCAGACACAUUUACUCGAUCCCGUAGUCGAAUCCAUGAAUACCAGUGGAUUGAGUAUCAGAAACGAAAGGCGGCUCAAGAACAACAAGAUCCUGUUAUUCGCAUGUUUGCAGCCAUAACGCUCAUCGUUCUUUGUUCAAUAAUGUUUAAUUUAGCAGAAGAUUAUGACAAUCCGAGGAGUCCUCCUAGGACUUCGAAUGAUUAGCGUGUAUAAAUGCAGAACACAACAAUAAGUACCUGUCCUCGUAAUAGAACGCAAAUUAACGUGCUGUAACUCGAUAAAACGAUAGUAUUUAUAUGAUCCGAUCCGAAAGUGGUGAUUAUGUAUAAAACCAAGAAAAAUAAUAUAUACUUAUUAUGCCACGCUAA